Fusarium venenatum is the source of this 984-nucleotide messenger RNA. NCBI's taxonomy places the organism in Eukaryota, Fungi, Ascomycota, Sordariomycetes, Hypocreales, Nectriaceae. The record is from RefSeq and is a predicted model, not a curated record.
AUGUCUAGUACAAAGUCAGGCAAAUCCGAGCUGAACUAUGAACGAGCAGAUCCUUUUAUUCUCGGUUCAUUUCCACUGAAUCAAGUUACGUCGCUAGCAACGGGGAUUGAUCCCAUUCAGUCGUUCAAGAUGCGUUUAUCAUUCAUAUCCCUCACUUUGGGGCUGCUCGCAAUACAGACACGUCUGAUACACGCGGGACCAUGUAAACCAUCACCAAUCACUUCUGCCGACGAAUCAUCGACCAUCAUACCCACUACCACAGCAGUCAACUCGGAUGACGGAAUGUCUGAAACUUCUGCUCUGAGCGGAGAGACUACUACGUCAGAUAUUUCCGGAGCCACAGGCAUCACCACCAUAGAUGAAUCAUAUGCCGAUUCUGCUACCAGUUCGGUAUCAAGCACGGUUACCCUCAUUGAAACAUCGAUCACUGCUAUUUCGACUGAGUUAUCAUCAACUGAGACCCUCAUUCAAUCACCAGCAACCACUAUUCUUCCCACAGAGUCAACCUCGACCGCACUCGCUUCAUCAACCACAACAUCGUUGGAGGCCCCGCUUGGAACAACUCUAAAUGUUAUUUUUGUUGACGAAGGCUACGAAAAGGAUGUCUGGCUUCCUGUGGAUGACUUCGGUACCUCUAUCACUAGUGAUGUGGACAAGGAGUCUUCUGGUGCCCUCUUUGGACUAGAGCCUGCAACCUCACGACUCUACGCGGUCCUCCCUAGUGGUGAAAAGCUUUAUGCGGCAUCCUGCACUCAAUGCAGUCGCGAUUCAUUUAAGUUCUUGAAUGAAGAACAGAGAGCAGCGGGUUAUUUUGUCUUUUUUGUUAAGUGUACAGAAGGCGACAACAGGUAUUUAAAUUGUGCACCUGAAGCGGAGGGUAACCCCUAUCCGCAUAUGUACUUUUACGAACUCGCCGGUUACUACAUGCACACUCGGUACUCUGACCGAAACGGCGGGACAGCAAUAGAAUUUAGACUUGGAUAG